AUGCCAUGUGCCCAGAGGAGCUGGCUUGCAAACCUCUCCGUUGUAGCUCACCUCCUUAACUUUGGGGCCCUUUGCUAUGGGACACAAGCUCAGCCAGGCCCGGUGCACUUCCCGGACAGGAAGCAAGCGCAUUUUGUCAAGGCCCUGCCAGAAUAUCACGUGGUGGCUCCUGUCCGCGUAGAUGCCAGUGGGCAUUUUCUAUCACAUGGCCUGCGCCAUCCCAUCACCAGCGACAGGAGGAAGAGAGAUUUGGAUGGCCCAGAGGAUCGGGUGUACUAUAGAAUUUCCCACGAGGAGAAGGACCUGUUCUUCAACUUGUCAGUCAAUCAGGGAUUUCUUUCCAAAAGCUAUAUCGUGGAGAGGAGAUACGGAAAUCUUUCCCGUGUUAAGAUGGUGGCUUCCUCGGCACCCCCCUGCCAUCUCAGGGGCACAGUUCUGCAACAGGGCACCAGAAUCGGGGUUGCAGCACUCAGUGCCUGCCAGGGACUGACUGGAUUUUUCCAUCUACCGCAUGGAGACUUCUUCAUUGAGCCUGUCAAAAAGCAUCCACUGACUGAGGGAGAGUACCACCCACACAUCAUUUACAGAGGGCAGAGUCAGAGAGCUCCAGAGCAGAAGGAACCAACCUGCGGAUUAAAGGACAGUCUUGCCACCUCCCAGACACUAGAGCAACAGCGAGAAAAGUGGGAGAGGAACCACUGGCCUAGCAGAGGCCUGUCCCGGCGUUCCAUCAGUAAAGAGCGAUGGGUGGAGACACUGGUGGUGGCUGACACGAAGAUGAUUGAGUAUCAUGGGAGUGACAAUGUGGAGUCCUAUAUCCUCACCAUCAUGAACAUGGUCACUGGGUUGUUCCAUAACCCAAGUAUUGGCAAUGCAAUUCACAUUGUUGUGGUUCGGCUCAUUCUACUUGAAGAAGAAGAGCAAGGAUUGAAAAUAGUUCACCAUGCAGAGAAGACACUGUCCAGCUUCUGUAAGUGGCAGAAGAGCAUCAAUCCCAAGAGUGACCUUAACCCUGCCCAUCAUGACGUGGCCGUCCUCCUCACCAGAAAAGACAUCUGUGCUAGUGUCAAUCGCCCCUGUGAGACUUUGGGUCUGUCCCACCUGUCAGGAAUGUGCCAGCCUCACCGGAGCUGUAACAUCAAUGAAGACUCUGGACUCCCUCUGGCUUUCACAAUUGCCCAUGAGCUCGGACACAGCUUUGGCAUCCAGCAUGACGGGAAGGAAAAUGACUGUGAGCCCGUGGGCAGGCACCCAUACAUCAUGUCCCGCCAGCUCCAGUACAAUCCCACCCCACUGACGUGGUCCAAGUGCAGCAAGGAGUAUAUCACCCGCUUCCUGGAUCGAGGCUGGGGGUUCUGUCUCGAUGACAUGCCCCAGAAGAAAGGCUUGAAGUCCAAGGUCAUUGCUCCUGGAGUAAUCUAUGAUGUUCAUCAUCAAUGCCAGCUGCAGUAUGGCCCCAAUGCCACCUUCUGCCAGGAAGUAGAAAAUGUCUGCCAGACUCUGUGGUGCUCAGUGAAAGGCUUUUGUCGCUCUAAGCUGGACGCUGCUGCAGAUGGGACACGAUGUGGUGAGAAGAAGUGGUGUAUGGCUGGCAAAUGUAUCACAGUGGGGAAGAAACCAGAGAGCAUUGCUGGAGGCUGGGGCCGCUGGUCACCCUGGUCCCACUGUUCUAGGACCUGUGGGGCCGGAGCCCAGAGUGCAGAGAGGCUCUGCAACAACCCUGAACCAAAGUUUGGAGGGAAGUACUGCACCGGAGAAAGAAAACGCUAUCGCUUGUGCAACGUCCACCCCUGUCGCCCAGAUGCACCAACAUUUCGGCAGAUGCAAUGCAGUGAGUUUGACACCGUUCCCUACAAGAAUGAAUUCUACCACUGGUUUCCAGUUUUUAAUCCAGCACAUCCUUGUGAGCUCUACUGCCGACCCAUAGAUGGCCAGUUUUCCGAGAAAAUGCUGGAUGCUGUCAUUGAUGGUACCCCUUGCUUUGAAGGCGGCAACAGCAGAAAUGUCUGUAUUAAUGGCAUAUGUAAGAUGGUCGGCUGUGACUAUGAGAUCGGCUCCAAUGCCACGGAGGAUCGCUGCGGUGUGUGCCUUGGGGAUGGCUCUGCCUGCCAGACUGUGAAGAAAAUGUUUAAACAGAAAGAAGGAUCUGGUUAUGUUGACAUUGGACUGAUUCCAAAAGGAGCAAGGGACAUAAGGGUAAUGGAGGUUGAAGGAGCUGGAAACUUUUUGGCCAUCAGGAGUGAAGACCCCAAAAAAUAUUACCUCAAUGGAGGAUUUAUUAUCCAGUGGAAUGGAAACUACAAGCUGGCAGGGACCAUCUUCCAAUAUGACAGGAAAGGAGACCUGGAGAAACUGAUGGCCACAGGUCCUACCAAUGAGUCAGUGUGGAUCCAGCUUCUGUUCCAGGUGACUAACCCUGGCAUCAAAUAUGAGUAUACAAUCCGGAAAGAUGGCCUUGACAAUGACGUGGAAAAACUGGUGUACUUCUGGCAGUAUGGCCACUGGACAGAGUGCAGCGUAACAUGUGGGACAGGUAUCCGCCGCCAGACUGCCCGUUGUGUGAAGAAGGGCCACGGGAUGGUGAAAGCUACCUUUUGUGACCCAGAAACACAGCCCAACGGGAGACAGAAGAAGUGCUAUGAAAAGGACUGUCCACCCAGGUGGUGGGCCGGGGAGUGGGAAGCAUGCUCAGCAACAUGUGGGCCCCACGGAGAGAAGAAGCGAACGGUGCUGUGCGUCCAGACCAUGGGCUCUGAUGAGCAGGCUCUUCCAGCUAAAGACUGCCAGCACCUGCUGAAGCCCAAGACCCUCAUUUCCUGCAACAGAGACAUCUUGUGUCCAUCGGACUGGACAGUAGGCAACUGGAGUGAGUGUUCUGUUUCCUGUGGUGGUGGAGUGCGGAUUCGCAGUGUCACGUGCGCCAAGAACCAUGAUGAACCUUGUGACGCAACAAGGAAACCCAAUAGCCGGGCUCUUUGUGGCCUCCAGCAAUGCCCAUCUAGCCGAAGAGUUCUGAAGCCCAACAAAGUCACAAUUUCCAGUGGGAGAAAGCCACCAACAUCUGGGCAGGACCCCUUAAAGCCCAUCCCUCCAACAACGUCCAGUCCCAGAACACUGAGCACACCCACAGUGCCCCAGUCUGUGAGUACAAGUGCCCUGGCCAUCAGCAGCCCCGGUCCUACCCCAGAUCCCAAAGAAGGAGACCUGGAUGGGAAAUGGUGGCAGAACAGUUCAAACCAAACUGAACUGGGCUCCAAUUAUGUCAUUUCCACUGGAAGUACUUCCCAGCCCAUCAUCACUUCCUGGCCUUUGAGUGUCCAGCCAAAUGAAGAGAAUGUUCCCAAUUCAGACACUGGUCCUACCUCAGAGGGAGACUUUUUAACCACGACAAUGAGUGGUUCUGAUUUGCCAUCUUCCAGCAGCCCUGUGACUUGGCAGGUGACUCCAUUUUAUGAUACCUUGACCAAAGAGCCAGAAAUGGAGAUUCACAGUGGCUCAGGGGAAGACAGUGAACAAGCUAAGGACAAAAAUGAAAAUAACUCCAUAACGUGGAGCAAAAUCAGAGUACCUGGAAAUGAUGCUUCAGUGAUGCAAAGCACAGAAAUGCCCCUUGGACCCCCACCAACACCUUAUUUCAGGGGGCCGUCCAUGUGGCCACCCUUCAGCACGGUGAUGGAAGGACUACUACCCAGCCAAAGGCCUGCUACUCUCAAAAAUGGUGCACCUGGAGCUGAGGGGAUGUUCACUGAAAAGCCAGCAAACACUCCAUUCCCUCUGGGAGGAGACCACCAGCCAGGACCCUCAGAACGUUCCAUAAACCAUGACCCCCCAGAACUUCCAAGCAACAUGAAUCUGACGCAGAGUUCCGGACCAGUCCUGACUGAGGAAGAUGCAAAAAGUCUGAUAGCUGAGGGGUUUUUGCUAAAUGCUUCCAAUUACAAGCAGGUGUCCACGAGCAGCAGCCCUGCAUACUGGGUUGUUGGAAACUGGAGUGAGUGCUCUACCACCUGUGGUCUGGGGGCCUACUGGAGAAGCGUGGAAUGCAGCACCCAGAGGGAUUCCGACUGUGCUGCCCUUCAGAGGCCUGACCCUGCCAAGAGAUGCCACCUUCGUCCCUGCGCCAGCUGGAAAGUGGGGAACUGGAGCAAGUGCUCCAGAAACUGCAGCGGGGGCUUCCAGAUCCGGGAGAUUCAAUGUGUGGACAGCCGGGACCACCGGAGCCUGAGGCCAUUUCACUGCCAGUUCCUGGCCGGCAUUCCUCCCCCACUGAGCAUGAGCUGUAACAUGGAGCCCUGUGAGGAGUGGCAGGUGGAGCCCUGGAGCCAGUGUUCCAGGUCCUGUGGAGGUGGAGUUCAGGAGAGAGGAGUGAUUUGUCUAGGAGGUCUCUGUGACUGGACGAAAAGGCCCACAUCCACUGCACCCUGCAACAGCCAUCCUUGUUGUCACUGGGCCACUGGGAACUGGGACCUGUGCACUGCUUCCUGUGGAGGGGGCUUUCAGAAGAGGACUGUGCAUUGUGUCUCCUCAGAAGACAACACAACUGAAGACCGAUGCGUGUGUGAUCACGAAGCCAGACCUCCAGAAGUCCAGAAGUGCAGCCUGCAGGCCUGCAAGAAGAGUGCUGAUUUACUUUGCACCAAGGACAAGUUAUCAGCCAGUUUCUGCCAAACACUAAAAACCAUGAAGAAAUGUUCUGUGCCCACUGUGAGGGCUCAGUGCUGCCUUUCAUGUCCCCAGACACACAUCGUCCACACCCAAAGGCCAAGAAAGCCACAGUCGCUCAAAAACCCCAAAGCAUUCUAG
Molecule: messenger RNA, 4803 nt
Organism: Puma concolor (puma)
Lineage: Eukaryota; Metazoa; Chordata; Mammalia; Carnivora; Felidae
Gene: ADAMTS12
Product: ADAM metallopeptidase with thrombospondin type 1 motif 12
Biological process (GO): proteolysis; extracellular matrix organization
Cellular component (GO): extracellular matrix
Molecular function (GO): metalloendopeptidase activity
Source: RefSeq, a predicted model, not a curated record